This is a messenger RNA of Rubroshorea leprosula, 1498 nucleotides long. The record is from the annotation of a GenBank genome assembly. NCBI's taxonomy places the organism in Eukaryota, Viridiplantae, Streptophyta, Magnoliopsida, Malvales, Dipterocarpaceae.
AAGGCAUCCCCAAAUUUUCUACGCUAAUUAAAAUUCCUCCGUAUUUUGGCUAAGCUUAUUCCACGUGUAGCACAUCUAUUGGCCAUCCCGUAGAUCUCCCCUGUCCCACUAGAUAGACUCUUCACGGUGUCCAAACAAAACACAAUUGAAUUUCUCUGUAUUCUGAGUACCUUCAGUUUCACGAGCAGAGGAAGGGACGGAGGAGAGAGAGAGAAAAGGGAAUAAGAGUUUUUACACUUAAAGAGUUGUGGAAAUGGCGUCCAAGCUUUGUGACUCGUGCAAAUCGGCGACGGCAACGCUUUUUUGCCGUGCCGACACCGCCUUCCUCUGCGUCAACUGUGACACCAAGGUUCACGCGGCCAACAAGCUCGCGUCGCGUCACGCGCGGGUGUGGGUGUGCGCGGUGUGUGAGCAGGCUCCUGCUUACGUCACCUGCAAGGCUGACGCUGCUGCCCUCUGCAUCACUUGUGACCGAGACAUACACUCGGCGAAUCCGCUCGCCCGUCGACACGAGCGAGUCCCAGUGACUCCGUUCUUCGAGUCUGUGAGUUCCGCACCUGUGAAACCGAACGGUGCUGUUAACUUCCUUGAAGACCGUUAUUUCUCCGAUGUUGAUGGUGACGCCGAUGUCAGGCGAGAGGAGGAGGAGGCGGCGUCGUGGCUGUUGCCGAAUCCUAACCAGAAGGCCGUGGAGACAUCAGAUGUGAACGCCGGUCAGUAUGUGUUCUCGGAAAUGGAUCCGUAUCUGGAUCUGGAUUGCGGCUCGGUGGAUCCGAAAAUUGAAGCGCAAGAACAGAACAGUUCAGGUACCGAUGGUGUAGUCCCGGUGCAGAGCAAGAGCGUUCAAGCUCCGAUGGUCAACGAUCACUGCUUCGAUUUGGACUUCUCCGGUCCCAAACACUUUGCCUAUGGCUACGCCGCCCAGUGCCUCAGCCACAGUGUAUCUUCAUCCUCCAUGGACGUCGGCGUGGUCCCAGACGGCAGCGCCAUGACGGACAUAACGAACCCGUACGGUCGAGCAAUGGAGUCAACGACGCCUCAGGCGGUGCAGCUGUCGUCGGUGGACAGAGAAGCGAGGGUGCUGAGGUACAGAGAGAAGAGAAAGAACCGAAAGUUCCAGAAGACCAUCCGUUACGCUUCCCGUAAAGCGUACGCCGAGAUGCGCCCCCGUAUCAAGGGAAGGUUCGCGAAGCGCGCCGAUGUGGAAGCCGAAGCUGAAGCCGACCAUACCAGCAUCUACGGAUUCGGCGUCGUUCCCGCGUUUUAGUUUUAUAUUAACAGAAAUAAUCUUGCUGUUUAAUUUUCAUUUUCCUCAUUUUGCCUCCUCAAGUAUAGAGGAAGGGUUUUUGAUCAUGUACUUUACGUAUGUAUGUAUAUAUUUAGGUGAAGCCUUUUUUUCAGAACGAUGGAGUCUGGACCAUCCGAUUUUGUAAAAAUUGGUGUAGUAAUGAGCUGUUUGCUGAAGCUAAAAAGCUAUUCUGUUCUUCCUGUUAUUGUG